AUAACAUUCGGUUUAUGUCGUGCUUUCUGUCAUGAGUCGUGUUUUUGUUUUCUGCGCGUGUGUAAAAUGUUUAAUUUCCUUCAUUAGCAUUAGCGUUAGCGUUAGCAGGCUAACAGGAAACACCGUUUGAAUAUUCUCUAGCAAACUAGCACGAGCUGAUGUUUGUGUUUAUUCCGCUUCUUUUCGUGAAUAUUGUAGAUCAUUAUCGUCAGCUCCUCUCAGAUAAAGAACAGAGUUAAUGCCACACCGCGGAGUUUGUAGUUUGUAGAAAUGUGUUGUUUUUGUUUAGACAUUCGCUUGGGGAAGAUCUGUAACGCUGGAUAACUAGCACUGACUUCAGUCCCUGAAGCGCAGUAACACUUGUGUAAUAGUUUUAAAUGAUUUAUUAACAACAUGUCGAUAAACAUUAGUGUUAGAACAUGAAGUAAUAAUUCGGGUUUAACUUUAAUUUCAGCCUGUACAAGUCCUGCAUGAAUAAAAUGCGUUGUUUUUGUUUGUUGAUUUUCAGAAUAGACUGUAAGAAUAUAGAUAUCUUUGCAAUUUUAUUGUUUACAAAGAAAGUAACUUAAACAUUAACAGCAAUUUACUUAAUAAGGAUUUAUUUGUUUUCUUAUUUUACAGUAAUAUUGUUGUUGUUGUUGUUGUUCUGCUUGGCGGUGCUGAAACUGUUAGUGUUGCUUUACUGUAUUUUAUUUUAUUUAUAUAUCAGAGUGCUGAAUAUUGUCUGAUCUCCGACCCUGAUCCGAUCUCGACGUCCUGUAGUCGUGUGUAAUACUAUAUCUGUGUUUAUCACUUCACACAUUCACCCCAUAAAGUUGAUCAACAGAUUGGAUCUGAAAAUGAGUUGAUGUGUGGAGAUGGAGAGAACAGAGAGAAUAGAUAGAGGGAUGGAGAGAACAGACGGUGCGAGCGUGGAGCAGCAGCAGCAGGCGUGGGGGAAACUGGUACGAGUCGGACCAUCGACAGAAUCAGUGCUCACUCUGUUACUCGUUAAUAGAGAGUGUACAGUGGGCCGGAGGAAAGGUUGUGAUUUGUCGUUUCCUGCCAAUAAGCUGGUCUCAAGUGAUCACUGUAAACUCACACAGGAUCAGGAGUCCGGACAGGUGUGGCUCGAGGACACCAGCACUAAUGGGACGGUAAUAAACAUGUCCAAACUGUUGAAGAAACAGCGCCACUUACUGCAGAACGGUGACGUUAUCUACUUUGUGUACAGGAAGAGUGAACCAGAGCAGAACAUUGCGUACGUGUAUCACUCGAUCACUGCCAUGCACUCAGACUCUCAGGAUACUGAAGAGUUGUCGUGUCCGGAGCUGAUGGAGAGAAUCGACCCGGAUGUUGAUCCUGACCCAGUGGAACCCGUCACUCUUCCAUUCGUACCGCAGGAGGUGAAGGUCCGACCCGGCUUCCAGGAGUCUCAGCCCUCUACUUCCUACAACAUCGCCAAGCCGACAACACACACUCACACACACACACUCGCCGGAACAGGUUUCAGUGAAGUGAGAUCCGCGCAGUCCUCAGUGAAGCGUACGGAUGGAGAGAGGGAGACAGACAAGUGUGCGCAACCAGACAGGAAGAGACAGAAAACAGAUGAUCCGUACAGGGGUUACGCCGUCGGUGAAUCCGGCGCUCCAGCAGCUCCUCCUAAAUCCGGGAAGGACGGAGGAGAAGAAUGCAAAACGGAUAAAAUGGAGGAAUCUCUCACCUGCAUCAUCUGUCAGGAUCUGCUGUACGACUGCGUCAGUCUGCAGCCCUGUAUGCACACGUUCUGUGCAGCGUGUUACUCGGGGUGGAUGGAGCGUUCCUCUCUCUGUCCCACCUGCCGCUGUCCCGUGGAGAGAAUCCGCAAAAACCACAUCCUCAACAACCUGGUGGAGGCGUACCUGCUCCAACACCCUGAGAAGUGUCGCAGUGAGGAGGACAUGCGCAGCAUGGACGCUCGUAAUAAGAUCACGCAAGACAUGCUGCAGCCCAAAGUGGAGCGAUAUUUCUCAGACGAAGAAGGAAGUUCUGAUUACCUGUUCGAGCUGUCUGAUAACGACAGCGACACGUCUGAUCUCAGUCAGCCGUACAUGACGUGCAGGCAGUGUCCGGGAUAUAAGAAGGACUUUAGCCCCGCCCCCUGGAUCUGUGGCUCCGCCGGUGAGACGGGACCCACACCCGGAGACGGACCAUCCACGUCCUCAGAUACCUGCGCAGAAACUCAGGAGUUCACCUGUCCCCCUCAUGGCAGUCACCUGAUCUGUACCUGCUGUUUACAGCCAAUGCCUGAUCGGAGGGCAGAGCAUGUUGGCACAAACCCUUCCCCCCAGCACUGUUUGGUGUGUCAGAGGCCGUUCUGUCACCUGUAUUGGGGCUGCCAGCGAAUCGGGUGUCAGGGUUGCUUGGCCCGGUUUAGUGAUCUGAAUCUGACUGAGAAAUGUCUGGACGGCGUCCUCAACAACAAUCACUACGAGUCUGAAAUCCUGCAGAAUUAUUUGAGCUCCAGAGGAAAGACGUGGAAGGAGAUGCUGCAGGAGACACUACAGAGCACACAGCAAGGCCUCUGCCACCUGUCUGAUUAUCGUAUCAAUGGAAACUCCUUCCUGUGUUACUGUUGUGGACUUCGCUUCUUUAAAGAACUCGCAUAUGUUUAUAGAGCUAACAUUCCUGCUGCUGAGCUACCAGCUGCAGUGACCGUGAGACCGGAUUGUUACUGGGGUCGUAACUGCAGAACACAAAUCAAAGCUCACCACGCCAUGAAAUUUAACCACAUAUGUGAGCAGACACGCUUUAAGAACUGAGGGCGUGUCCUGGACGAUGAUGUCACGGCUCUGGAUUUAACCUUUUUCCUUUUUUCUCAUAAUGAAUAAUCAUGGUGUUUUUACAAUAUGCAAAUUCAGUCGGUUUUGAGGCGAGUAGACCAGCAUCACUUUGUACUAGAUAUAGUUUACAUGAUAAUCUGCACUUUCUCAUUGCGUGUGUGAUCGGAUUUCAGGUUAAGAUCGGAUGAAACGAGCAGUCAGAACCGUACCGUACGUUAUUAUUCUAACACUUACUGAAACUUUGUGCCUAACGAGCAUGUGCUGAUUUAAUAUACAAUCACUUCAGUAUCAGUUAUGAUGAUAACGAUCAUAUUAAUGAUCUCGUUUUCUCAUUUGAGAUUUGGUUUCACUAUACUGUUACUUCUCACGAUGAUGUUAUUGUGCGUUAAAUAUCACGCAUGGUGCGUCGUGAUCUUUAUUAACGGCUUCCCGUCUGAAUCUCGAGCUUCCACUGGAUUAUUAUUUUGCUGCAGCUCAGUAAUUCUGUGCACAUUUCUGUCCACAUGAUCACUUUAAUACUUGUUAGAUAAAUUUUUCUCUCUCUCACACACACACACACACACACGCACACAGAAGAUUGCUGUCUGAUCUAUCCUAUGCACGAGAGAAGGCUAACACAGUCAGAUAUUUCUCACACACACACACCGCUGCACAUUUUACUCCUCACCUCAAUCAGCUGCUGCUUUCACCUUUUCCUGCUCCGGAGAUGAAAACCGCUGCAGGUUGCCAUAUUUAAUCGUUAUCUCCCCUUUAAUUACGACCUACGCUUCAUUAAGGGCUAUUAGGAGUCAGUAAUUAACCCACAUCUGUUUUGUACAGCUGUGCCUUCAUUAAAAAGCCAUUCUAAUCAAGAUUUUUGUGAUGUCCAGCGAUACGACAGCGGAGUCACUAACUCUCCUAAAUGUGCACUGUUGUUAUGUUCAGAGUAUAACUGGAGUGUAAUUAUACGUGAUGAAUCAGCACAGCAUCAAAUAACCACUAUAAAAAAUAAUAAUAUUAAUAAUAAUACUUAUUACAGGUUCUGUAUUAUAGAGAUUGGGACGAAGCCUACAUUUAGAAUGGCAGAUCGUUUUCCACACCAUUGUACUCUACUCUAAUUCUUUUUGGAUUUAUUAUUAUUAUUAUUAUUAUUAUUAUUAUUAUCGUUGUUGUUGUUGUUGUUAGUAAAUACUUAAUAAUUUUGGAUGGCUGCAGGAACAGCUACGACUUACGGAAAUAAAUCUGCCGUGCGGUACAGUAAUAGUAUGAUAUAAUAUAGGAUCUGAUGUAGUUUAGUAGUAAUACAGUAUAAUGUAGUAUGAUGUAGGGGACUGCACGUGUUUCAGUAAUAAGGUGAGAUUAUUAUUAUUAUUAUUAUUAUUAUUAUUAUUACACCAUACUGUAUUAUUACAUCAUGCGAUACUGUCCCACAGUAUAAUACUUUACUGCGCCAGGUACUGUGUACAAUACUGUCACAAUCCCAAAGCAUAAUACCCCGCAAUCAUACGUCACUCCACACUACUACUACUGCACAAUAUAAUCUGAUAACGUACUACAGCGUCACAUUAUACUCUGCUUCCUGAUCCUAUAACCUGACUGCGCUGUAAUAUAAUGUGCUGCCAUGCUUUAUACCGUGCUGUUCUCUCACUGCUCAUCGCCGUUCUGUGCACCACAGCGGGAAACCGUGAUUAAAGUUCGUACCUGCACAGGUAGGACAGAUUUAUUUUCUGUCUGCUGUCAUGCCUGUAGCCGUCGUACUCCCAGUCUGUAGAGUUAAGUGUGCUUUAGGAGUGGUUAUUUUUAAUAAUACUGGUUUUGCUUCAUUAAAAAUGCGAUUUAAAAUAACACUUUCUGAUGACGAGGUGAGAAAGCGUGCUGAUCGUGAUCGGGAACACGAUCGUGACAAAACCGGUCAUUUGUAGAUACUGGACUGGUGCAGAUCAUUUUCUCAGCCUGAUUCUAUCCUUUUGUUUUUGCAGUAAAGUCGCACUGGUAACGCCGGUAUCUCUGUCCGAUUAUUCAGUAUUGAACACUCUGAGGCCUUAUGCAUUCAAUCAUUAAAGAACUGAACAUGGAGUGUUAGUCUCUGUGUGUUUGUGUUGUGCUAGAGGCAGAAGUGACGCUCUGAAGUCUGACCCUUCCUGUAGAUCAUGAGGCGUCCGUGAUCACUGGAGUAAACCUGAUGUUCCACGACCCACUAGUUUUGUGGCACUGUUUAGUAAAUUAAAACAUCCUUAGCUAAUAGAUUAAAUUAGUCAUUGUUUUAGCCCUUUUGUAAUUGGUUAAGUGUGCAUGAUAAUUGGUUAAAGGCCACAGUUGGCAUCAAUUCGUGCCCAUUCAGGAAGUUUAAUAAUCUUCUGCAUGGGUAUUAGGGAAGUGUUGGAGCAUCCACGUGGGAUUUAUCCUAGCUUCAGAAAGGGCUUUGUGUUCUAUGAAGGAAAAUGUUACAUUAAAAUGGCAUUUUAUUUUUUAUAAAUAAAUAAAGGUCUCGCUCUCGUCCUACCUCAUCCAAGCUGGAGCGUUGGGUUGAAAGAGAAUAAGUGUAAACUGCUUUGUGUGUUCAGUAAUUGUCUGACUCUGUGAACUCGGUCUGACUCUGUGAACUCGGACGACGUGAGUUAAAGGCCUUUCGGGCGUAUAGUGCCUCUGUGUAUUAGCAGUUGCUAAAAGAUUAAUGUUCUGUAGAAAUCUAAAAAAAAAAAUAAAGAAAUGUUUACUGCAGUGAUAAAAAUGCAUCAAUAAAAGUUAUAAAAUAA
Messenger RNA from Ictalurus punctatus (channel catfish), 5536 nucleotides. It is a transcript of the gene chfr, whose product is annotated as checkpoint with forkhead and ring finger domains, E3 ubiquitin protein ligase. Gene Ontology annotation, biological process: ubiquitin-dependent protein catabolic process; protein ubiquitination; mitotic cell cycle checkpoint signaling. The transcript is spliced from 18 exons. Gene Ontology annotation, molecular function: protein binding; ubiquitin-protein transferase activity. The record is from RefSeq and is a predicted model, not a curated record. Gene Ontology annotation, cellular component: nucleus. Bases 858 to 2780 code for a protein of 640 amino acids. NCBI's taxonomy places the organism in Eukaryota, Metazoa, Chordata, Actinopteri, Siluriformes, Ictaluridae.